Molecule: messenger RNA, 1552 nt
Organism: Glycine soja
Lineage: Eukaryota; Viridiplantae; Streptophyta; Magnoliopsida; Fabales; Fabaceae
Product: protein SLOW GREEN 1, chloroplastic-like
Exons: 2
Coding region: 138-1193 (351 amino acids)
Cellular component (GO): chloroplast thylakoid membrane
Molecular function (GO): protein binding
Source: RefSeq, a predicted model, not a curated record
UUGUUGGUACCCCUGUAAAUGCUGUAAUACGCUUUCCGUCCGUAAUCAAUUAAAGUGAGGGUUUUAGCUUUGAGCCUAAAGCCUCUGCUUCUCCUCCUUCUCCUUUUCCUUCUUCUCCUUUUCCUUGUAUAGUACCGAUGUUGACACUCACUUCUCCUUCCAUGGCCUUAUCCAUGGAUUCUCUUCCCAAAUUGCGCCACCCUUCCCCAUUUCCCACUCCCUUAUCCUCUUCCAUCUCCUUCCGAUCUUUGCCGCCACCUCACUUUCCCUCUUCCUCCUCCUCCUCGUUUAGGUUACACUCCAUCAGACCCUCCUCCCAAAACCACCCCUCGUUUCGCACCCCCUCCCUCCCCCCUCUCCUCCAAACCCUAACCUCCUUCCUCUCCCCCGUCGUCGAAACCACCUGCAUCGUCAUCGCCGCCGCUGCCUUAUUCUUCAUGCGCUUCCACCACACACCCCCCGCCAUCGCCGCCCCGCUCACUCCCCCCGCCGCCGAGUCCGACACCGCCUUCACCGAGGAGGAAGCCGAGAGUCUUCUCGAAGAGCGUCUCAGCACCAACCCGCGCGACACCGACGCGCUCCACGCGCUCAUGGAGGUCAAAAUCAGAGCGCGUAAAAUGGACGAAGCGUUUGGGGUUUUAGACCGUUUGAUUGAGCUUGAACCGGAGGAGCUGGAGUGGCCGCUCCUGAAGGCGAACAUGCACAUCUACAACGACGACCACGCCAGCGCGCGCGAACUGUUCGAGGAAAUCCUCAAGAAAGACCCGCUCCGCGUGGAAGCGUUCCACGGCCUCGUCAUGGCGACUUCGCAGUCCAACGAGCCCUUGAAAGGGUUAUUGAAGAGGGUGGAAGAAGCAAUUGAGGUGUGCAAGAAGCAAAAAAGGGAUUCCGAUGUUAGAGACUUCAGGCUCUUGAUUGCGCAGGUUAAAGUCAUGGAAGGGGAUUUCUCUGAGGCGCUUAAGGCUUAUCAGGAAUUAGUCAAAGAAGAGCCUAGGGAUUUUAGGCCUUACUUGUGUCAGGGUAUUAUAUAUACCCUCCUUAGGAAGAAAGAUGAAGCUGAUAAACAAUUCGACAAGUUUCGCAGGCUUGUUCCAAAGGACCACCCUUACAAGGAUUAUUUCGAGGACAACAUGUUCGCCACCAAGUUCUUCUCGCAGAAAUUGGAGAGGGAGGGAGCUGGUGCCAGGGGCUGAGAAAGGUUAUCGCUCGUGAUUGUGACAGAGGUUAAAACACUGUUACUUCUUGUCGUGUCGUGUUGCAUUUCGGAUUGGGCUUUCUGGAAUGUAAUGGGACAUAGCAGAAAGUAAUAAUGGGAGUGCAAGAAGCAACAUCCUAAAUAAAAUGGUUAUAGUUUGAUGGGUCUGUCACAAACGGUCUGAAUAUUAUAUCUAAACUUGUGGUUAUGUUGAGAAAAUUUAAGCCUGAAUGUGUUUCGGCCCAUCUUGGCCUGAUUUGGUUGAGCUAGGGGUUGGGCCAAUUUAUUGGUCCUGUAUUUUUAAUUAUUUGUUAAUCAUUAAUAAUUAAUUUAAAUAUAUUUUUGGUUCUUGAAAAA